AUGUCCGACUCGUCCGAUGAGGAAGUUUUGGUGAAAACUGCGCCCACUCAACCGUCGAAAAGUCGCGUGAAAAAGAAAAAAGAACAGAAUGAAAAUGUGAAGAAUGGAGCGAAAAACGACGAGGAGAGCGAUUCGGGAGAAGAUGUGGGAAAAGAGGUUGAAGAGGAUACGAAAUCGUUUGCGGAAUUGGGAGUGACGGAAAUCCUCGUGGAAGCUUGUGAGCGGCUCGGGUGGAAAGAACCGUCGAAAAUUCAGCGACUUUCUCUACCGGCAGCCCUUUCAGGACGAGACAUCAUCGGAUUAGCCGAAACUGGAUCGGGAAAGACAGGCGCUUUCGCAUUGCCAAUCCUCCAAUCACUCCUCGAACACCCACAGAAGCUCUUCUCGUUGAUAUUGACGCCCACGCGCGAGUUAGCCUUUCAAAUUGCUAAACAAUUUGAGGAUUUGGGCACACGGAUUGGACUGUUAGUAGCGGUGAUUGUCGGCGGUGUUGAUAUGACGACGCAAGCGAUUGCACUGGCUAAACUACCGCAUAUCAUCGUGGCGACACCCGGGCGUUUGGUUGAUCAUUUGGAGAACACGAAAGGUUUCUCCCUGCGAGCUCUCAAAUUUCUCGUCAUGGAUGAAGCGGAUCGCAUUCUCAACAUGGACUUUGAGGUUGACUUGGAUAAGAUUUUGAAAGUGAUCCCACGUGAGCGACGGACCUAUCUCUUCUCAGCCACAAUGACGAAAAAGGUGCAAAAGUUGGAACGAGCCUCUUUGCGAGAUCCUGUUCGAGUUGAAGUGAACUCUCGGUACAAGACGGUCGACACGUUGGUGCAACAGUAUAUCUUCGUUCCACAAAAGUACAAAGAGUCCUAUCUUGUUUACUUGUUGAACGAGUUGGCCGGCAAGACGACUGGAAUUGAUCGGCCGAAGCUGGCAAUUAUUUUUGUGGCUACAUGCCUUUCCGUUGACACAAUUGCAAGGAUGCUGAGACAAUUGGGAAUGGCGGCCGUCUCACUGCAUGGACAAAUGACACAGCAAAAACGUCUUGGCGCGUUGAAUGCUUUUACGACGGGUUCCCGAAAUAUUCUCGUCUGUACAGAUGUAGCAUCACGAGGUCUUGACAUCCCCGAGGUGAACUAUGUGCUCAACUACGAUGUACCUGGGCAAGCGAAAGAUUACGUACACAGGGUUGGAAGAACGGCUCGCGCAGGCAGAUCCGGAUUGGCGAUCACUUUUGUCACACAAUAUGAGGUAGCCGAAUAUCAAAGAAUAGAGGCACAUAUUGGCAAAAAGCUCACCGAUUACCCGUGCGUGGCCGAUGAUGUUAUGCAUUUGGUAGAAAGGACGAAUGAGGCAAUGAAAGCGGCACGUGAAGAGCUCAAAGAGAUCGAGGAGCGGAAGAAACGGGGAAAGAGAACUUAUGACGAUUCGGACACCGAAGAGAAAGCGGGUGGCCGUUUCAAAAAACGACUCAAAAAUCAGAAUCAGAAAGGAGGGCCGAAGAUAAAGGAUAAAUUGGCGAAACGA
Messenger RNA from Mesorhabditis belari, 1515 nucleotides. NCBI's taxonomy places the organism in Eukaryota, Metazoa, Nematoda, Chromadorea, Rhabditida, Rhabditidae. The record is from the annotation of a GenBank genome assembly.